Pyrenophora tritici-repentis Pt-1C-BFP is the source of this 1000-nucleotide messenger RNA. NCBI's taxonomy places the organism in Eukaryota, Fungi, Ascomycota, Dothideomycetes, Pleosporales, Pleosporaceae. The record is from RefSeq and is a predicted model, not a curated record.
AUGAAUCCGCUAAACAUCAGGGGAGGCAAAGACGCACUGGGCUUGACAGAUGCAAAAGCUACUCGAUGCUGUGCAUUGACCCUUUUUGCGUCUCCUGCCCUUCUGACGAGCCCGCACUCCCGUCCGCUGUACUACAACCGGAUCUGCGACGCCAAGAGCACCAUCGCGUCUCAACUGCCUCAGCCCUCACUCGCCGACGGUAGCUCCCACCUUUCAGCCAUCACCGUCACGCGUGUGCCCGAGGUAUUAGACUUGAGUAGGACUCGGAGCCCGACCAAAAGCCUCAGGUGCUCCGACUUGAAGCCCUCUUCCGCCAAGAGCCGCGCUGCUGUGGCCAUCUAAUCGACGUCUUUGACGACCAACAACACCGACUCUGUACCGCUUCAAACCUCUCCGCAAAACCGAGUGCCGAAGAGAACGGUUCGAGCGUGCGUGUACGCGUUGAUCCAUGCAGCUCACAUAGCAUGGCUACCACGAUCAAAACCGACCCCUCCAUUGGGGACACGAAUUACCAAAGCGGUAGUGGUAAGUGUAAGUUUUCUUGGCGUCGUCCAGUGCUUUAAUAUCUCCGUACUUUGAAGUUGAUUCUGUUUUGUCUCCGCUUCGCGACUCCUGUAUUCUGUACUUGGCACGCCCGGACUCGCUGCGUUAUUGGCCUACCCCCGUUCAUGCUCUUUUUCUCUCUGCCCCACGUUGAAUCGUACUGCAGAGACAAAACCAGUCUCGUCAAGGCAGCAUCAUUCAACUUCAGCAUGAACGGUGGCACACGUGCCUCGCGGCUCGUAUGCAUGCCGGACGUGGAUUACGAGGCAUGAACGACCUGGAGUUUGCGAACUAUACCUAGCUUGCCUGAAUCGCAUCGAGGCUCUGGGAACAGUACAUAUACAUGUCCUGGCUACUUUCUUUUGCUGUCCAAGCUCGUCACGCUCGCUCAUCACACACACUUUCCGAGGUCGCAUCUACAUAAUUUUCUUUUGUUUUUCUUCAUCUACGCACUACG